Messenger RNA from Knipowitschia caucasica, 300 nucleotides. Lineage: Eukaryota; Metazoa; Chordata; Actinopteri; Gobiiformes; Gobiidae. The record is from the annotation of a GenBank genome assembly.
AUGUCUGCGUCUCUUUCUGUCUCUUUAUCUCAUCACCUCUCCACCACCACUCCAACCAACCACUCGCUCAUUCCCUCCCAAAAACUUCAUGCACCCGAAUCGUCUGCCUCUUGCAAUGGAUGCACCUGUGAACGGGGUAACAGAGCUCUUUCUAUGCUGUCGCUGUGCUCCUCCUAUCCCCCGGGCAACCUCUCCUCCAUCACCGCGGGAAAGGACCAGAUAAGCUACAGCGCUACACCUGUGCGCGCCGUGAAUGCCAAAUCCCGAAACACAAGCAGCAGCCAAUUCCAGGCCAAAUAA